AAUUUUACCGGUAUUUCAGUUUUUAAAUUCACUCGAAAUUUUCAGAAAAUUUUCGUAAAUCAAACAAUUUCUAAACACACUCAGCAUUUUCUGAACACCCAAGCUACAAUAAAAAUUUCAAUACUGCGUAGAACCAGAAGUGAAAAACAAUUUCCAAAAAUUACAAUUGAUUAUUACAAUAAAAAAUGAAAUUCCAAUAUAAAGAGGAACAUCCAUUUGAAAAACGUAGAGCUGAAGGCGAUAAAAUUAGAAAGAAGUAUCCAGAUCGUGUACCUGUCAUCGUAGAAAAGGCUCCAAAAGCAAGAAUUGGUGAUCUCGACAAAAAGAAGUAUUUGGUACCAUCAGACUUAACCGUUGGACAAUUUUAUUUUCUAAUCCGCAAGCGCAUUCAUUUACGUCCAGAAGAUGCAUUAUUCUUUUUCGUAAACAAUGUAAUUCCACCUACAAGCGCUACAAUGGGAAAUCUCUAUCAGGAGCACCACGAAGAAGAUUUCUUCUUAUACAUUGCAUAUUCUGAUGAGAAUGUUUACGGUGGUAACUAAAUGUUAUCAAGCUAAAUACCUGGAACCAUUUCACAAAACAUAAAUAUUUCUUUUUUUUCUGGAAAACAAUAUAAAAACGAAUUAUCAAAUUAUUUUUAAACUACAUGAUUCUGUUAUCCCUAAAUCCUAAAUAAAGAAUAUUACAACCUAAAGAUGUACUAAUUUUAAUCUUUCGUCAUAUUCUCUUCUAUAAUUAUAAUUGUACAUCAACAUGAAAACUAACUUUAAAAAAAUAUAUAAAAAUGUGAUUAGAAUCUUUCUUUCUUAUUCAUAAUAGUCUGCUUAUAAAAACUCAGACCUUGCAAAGAUUCACCAAAAAAAAACAAAAAUUAGAAAAAAUCU
This is a messenger RNA of Clunio marinus, 884 nucleotides long. NCBI's taxonomy places the organism in Eukaryota, Metazoa, Arthropoda, Insecta, Diptera, Chironomidae. The record is from the annotation of a GenBank genome assembly.